UUGUGAUGUAUUGUUUAUUUAGAUAACUACUGUACAUGCACCCGCAUGUGGCUUUUCAUCUCACUUGGCAAAAAUUGUUUUAAACAUUCACGUAUUAAUAGACGCUUCUAUUAUCAGAGCCGGCAUAAACGGGCCAGCGUGAUGCUGAUCGAUUUGCUUCGUUAAGUGAUUGUAAACUACGAAAAAGUCAAAAAUGCUCGCACUUAACGGGGGACACAUAAAAUUUUAAAAUAGCAAUAACACGCUGUAAGAAUAUUGUUAGAUACGCGGGGCAUUGCUCCACCCAAGCACUCGGCACUUGGUAGCGCUCCUAAAAAAAUGAUUAGUGAACUUAAAGUGCAUCCAGGAGAUCAACGAAAUCGCCAGUGGUUUCAAAUUGUUGCUAUUUUAAUAGCUUGCAUAUCAUCCCUUAAUUUUGGACUAAGUUUUGGUUGGACGUCCCCAUCCAUACCCAAUUUACUUUCUUCAAAUUCAACGAUAAAAAUAUCAUUCGAAGAAUGUUCUUAUUUUCCAAUAAUACAAUCGCUGUGUCUUAUGGGGACAUGUCCAAUUGUGGCGAUCCUGGUAGAAAUCCUGGGACGAAAAAGAUGUGCUCUUUUGUUAUCCGUUCCUUACCUUAUAUCUUGGAUUUUGAUAGCAACGGCUAACUCGACACUGAUGCUUAACCUGUCUCGGCUUUUCGCUGGUAUUGGAGAUUCGAGUGUUUUUACUGUUUUGCCGAUGUACGUGGGAGAGAUUGCCGAACCGAACGUUAGAGGCCUUUGGGGAAAUAUGGUCGGAAUUGGGGUAUACCUUGGUCAAUUCAUCAUAAACGUUAUUGGUGCUUUCAUGUCCAUACCCCAUACUGCAAUUGUAUGCGCCUUAGGGCCUACUCUUCAUCUUAUCCUCUUCUCAUUCAUGCCAGAAUCUCCGUACUUUCUUCUAAUGAAAGGAAGAGAAGAAGCUGCGAGGAAAUCGUUGCAAACUUUACGGUGGAAGAAAGACGUAGAUGAAGAAUUCAUAAAACUAGAGAGUGACGUUAAACGUCAAAUAUCUGAGAAAGGUACUCUAAGAGAUUUAUUUGUGAAAUCUGUGAAUAGAAGGGCACUCAUAGUAGGAUGUGGUCUGAGAGCUGCCCAGCAAUUUUCCGGUAUGCCUGCUUUUGGAGUCUACACCCAAUACAUGUUCGAGCAAAGCGGAAGCGUUUUCUCAAAAAGCACAUCGUCUAUUAUUUAUACUGGAGCUUUACUGUUGAUAAUGUCUUCAAACAUGUUUUUAAUGGAUCGAUAUGGAAGAAGGCUUUCCAUGAUGUUAUCGUCUAUUGGUUGCGGCUUGACAUUACUAGUUCUCGCCGCGUUUUGUUACGUGGCAGACAAUGAACUAGUCGAUGUUUCCAGCGUGAGAUGGAUACCGCUACUCGGUAUGGUAAUAUGGCUACUAUUUGCCGGAAGCGGUCUGGGACUCGUCCCAAUUCUGAUGCUGGGAGAACUGUUCUCCGCAAGUGUCAAAGGAAAAGCUAUCAACGUCGUGUGUAUAUUUUUCGCCGCAUCGUUUUUAACAUCGACUAAAGUUUUCCAAACUCUAGCUAAUAAUUUUGGACUGUUUGCGCCAUUUACCUUUUUCGGACUCUGUUGCGUAGUUAUUUUGAUAUUUUCGUACACGUGUGUACCCGAAACUAAAGGAAAAACACUCGAAGAGAUUCAGCAAAUGUUAAGGAGGACCAAAUAAUGAAUACCAUGUGAAGUUGUAGUUACUAUCUUUCUACCUAAAAGCAUAAGGUUCUUGCAAUAGUGCAUUAUGUGCCACGUGACAUGAACAAGUCUAUGAAAUAAAUGGCGUUUUUAUAGGAUGAAUCCGGUGAUGCCGAAUUCCCUCCCGCAGAUAGUUUUGGUUAAAAUACAGAUAGUCAAAUUCCCUCCCGGGUAUUAGCCG
This is a messenger RNA of Agrilus planipennis (emerald ash borer), 1911 nucleotides long. RefSeq names its product facilitated trehalose transporter Tret1-like. Gene Ontology annotation, cellular component: membrane. Lineage: Eukaryota; Metazoa; Arthropoda; Insecta; Coleoptera; Buprestidae. The record is from RefSeq and is a predicted model, not a curated record. Gene Ontology annotation, molecular function: transmembrane transporter activity. The transcript has 3 exons. Bases 319 to 1707 code for a protein of 462 amino acids. Gene Ontology annotation, biological process: transmembrane transport.